AUGACGGAGUCCCCAUUUCAUGAUCUUUCGGCUCCAGAGCUAGAGAGUCUAAACACCCUGCAGGCGCUGUUUAGCCAUGAUCAAAGUCCCCUGAAAGCUGAUUUGAUGUGCGGUGUCUACCGCACUGACGAGGGAACCCCUUCGUUCUACCGGCAGGAACUUCUGUGUAACGAUCCACUCUGGGAUCACGAGUACCCGCCAUCCCAUCUCGGCACCCAACGCUUUAGAGAUUUGACUUCCAGGCUGAUGUUUGGGGAAGAAUCCAGUUACGUCGAUGAUAAGUGCAUUGUCACUGUUCAGACACUCGGUGGCAGUGGAGCGUGCCACAUGGGUGCUGUGUUUCUGGAUCGGCAUUACAGCCCUUGGAAAGAGGGCGCUCCAAAGAGAGUAUACAUCCCCAAAGAAACUUGGACGAACCAUCCCAAUGUCUUCCGCUACUUGAAUAUUGCUGUCAGCAAUCUCCCUUACUACAGUCCCAGAUCUGGAGCGGUUGCUUUCAGUGAACUGAAAGACGCGCUAAACCAGAUACCAAACCAGUCCGUUGUCGUCGCGGCAAAUAAUCCGACUGGGUGUGAUCUUUCUCGGGAACAUUGGAAUUCCCUAGUCGACGACUUCCGCCGAAAAGGGCACUUCGCGUUCUUCGACGCAGCCUAUCUAGGCUUUGCCUCUGGGGACUACAACAGGGACAGCGCCCCGCGUUGGCUGUUUGUUGAAAAUGGGAUUCCCAUGCUAUGCGCGACGUCUUACGGCAAGACCUUUGGAAUCUACGGCGAACGAAUAGGCACACUGUCCAUUCCGCUGCCCACCGCCGAUCUGGCAAAGAAGACGGAGAAACAUAUGAAGAUUUUGGCUCGAGCGAAAACAGGGGCGAUGCCAGUGUUCGGAUCAAAGCUCGUCGAGUCGAUUCUGGGCUGUGAGAAUCUUGCAAAAGAAUGGAAGAGAAACCUGCAAACCAUGGCUGCAGAGUUGAAAAGGCGACGUCUUCACCUUCGAACUUUGCUGGAGAAACUCGACACUCCGGGAGAUUGGUCCUUUCUCACGACCCAAGCUGGAAUGUUCUCGUGCGUCCUCUGA
Molecule: messenger RNA, 1074 nt
Organism: Aspergillus viridinutans
Lineage: Eukaryota; Fungi; Ascomycota; Eurotiomycetes; Eurotiales; Aspergillaceae
Exons: 5
Coding region: 1-1074 (357 amino acids)
Biological process (GO): L-aspartate biosynthetic process
Cellular component (GO): cytosol
Molecular function (GO): pyridoxal phosphate binding; L-aspartate:2-oxoglutarate transaminase activity
Source: RefSeq, a predicted model, not a curated record